This is a messenger RNA of Rhinopithecus roxellana (golden snub-nosed monkey), 1045 nucleotides long. It is a transcript of the gene PRSS45P, whose product is annotated as serine protease 45, pseudogene. The coding region runs from base 1 to 786 and encodes 261 amino acids. The transcript is spliced from 4 exons. The record is from RefSeq and is a predicted model, not a curated record. Gene Ontology annotation, molecular function: serine-type endopeptidase activity. Gene Ontology annotation, biological process: proteolysis. NCBI's taxonomy places the organism in Eukaryota, Metazoa, Chordata, Mammalia, Primates, Cercopithecidae.
AUGACCCGCCAUUGGCCCUGGGAGGUGAGCCUCCGGAUGGAAAAUGAGCACGUGUGUGGAGGGGCCGUCAUUGACCCCAGCUGGGUGGUGACUGCGGCCCACUGCAUCCAAGGCACCAAAGAGUACUCAGUGGUGCUUGGCACCUCCAAGCUGCAGCCCAUGAACUUCAGCAGGACCGUCCAGGUCCCUGUGAGGGACAUCAUUAUGCACCCCAAGUACUGGGGCCGGACCUUCAUCAUGGGUGACAUUGCCCUUGUUCACCUUCAAACACCUGUCACCUUCAGUGAGUAUGUGCAGCCCAUCUGCCUCCCGGAACCCAACUUCAACCUGAAGGUUGGGACACAGUGUUGGGUGACUGGCUGGAGCCAGGUUAAGCAGCGCUUUUCAGCCAACUCCACGCUGACCCCAGAGCUGCAGGAGGCUGAGGUGUUUAUCAUGGACAACAAGAGGUGUGACCAGCAUUACCACAAGAAGUCCUUCUUUCCCCCAGUUGUCCCCCUUGUCCUGGGGGACAUGAUCUGUGCCACUAAUUAUGGAGAAAACUUGUGCUAUGGGGAUUCUGGAGGGCCAUUGGCUUGUGAAGUUGAGGGCAGAUGGAUUCUGGCUGGGGUGUUGUCCUGGGAAAAGGCCUGCGCCAAGGCACAGAAUCCAGGCGUGUAUACCCGCGUCACCAAAUACACCAAAUGGAUCAAGAAGCAAAUGAGCAAUGGAGCCUUCUCAGGUCCCUGUGCCUCUGCCUGCCUCCUGUUCCUGUGCUGGCUGCUGCAGCCCCAGAUGGGCUUCUGACCUCCCUACCCCUUCCUCUUCCUGCCUUGCCUUUGCUGAAUGGGGCCAGAUGGAGGUUUGACCAAGGUCAUGUGUCCAUCUUCAACAAGAGCCAGGGUGGGGAAGAGUAACCCCUGGGAGAAUGGGUCUGGCUUUGGCAUCCUGGUGAGAAGUGUGGUGGAUGACCAGGCCUUGGGUGAGCAGGAGAAGGGAAGUACAGCCUGGAAGGAUUCUGGAAUCUGGGACCAGGAGAGCAGGGAUUAAACAUGUGCAAACUUGA